GGACUAUCCAAGAUCUUCUCACCGGGGCAGUGCAAGUAUGGGUCAAUACAGCAGUGCAGAGGAACAUUCCCAGCAAACACAAUCACAAGCUGCAGACUCUAAUGAUCAGUCAGACCUCAAUGGACAGCAGAAUCCUGAUGUUGAAAUGGUGGAUGUUACUAAUGAUUCGUCUCCGGAACUUGGACUUGAUGGAAUCUCCAGUGAUCAAAGAGAGAGUAAUUUAAACCAAAAUAAAGAACAGAAUAACGAUGAAGAGAUGACAGAUGCCUCCAAUGGAGAGCCCAGUCAACACAAGCCUGAUGGAAACUCACAUGUCCAGCAGAUGAGUGACAAUAUAUCUCAUAAUACUGACCUCACUGAGGAAGCCACCAGGUCUCAGCAGCAGCAUGGACUUGGGCAAAUGGAGGACUCUAAGGGGCAAGGCUGGGGACAUGGGGCAGAUUCCAGUGGACAACUGAGCACUUACCCUAACAUAGAAGAGGAUCUUUACACUGACAACCUUCAACAACUUGGGGCUGAUAGAGAUCCUCAUGAUCAGCGUAAUAGUACAGAACCCUCCGGAGGUACUGUCAUCACUGCACAACCCAAGAGCACUCAGUCACAACUUGGAUCAAAUCGGACUCAGUCACAACCUGGGCAAACAGAUAACGUUAAUGGGCAAGAACCAACACAUGGGGUACCUUGGUCUGAUGAGGAAACGGUAACACAGCCUUCAGCACCCACAGAUACAGCUGUUGUCACUGUCAGAAUGGAAUGGACAGAUGGAAAAAUACCUGAUAGACAUAAAUUGGAGAACUGGCUUAAUUUGGCAAUUCCGAAAUGGAUCACUACAGAGCUUAAGACAAAGCCUUGUGAAGUUGUGAAAGUACAAAUUUUGAAAGACCCAAAUUUGGCUGAUAUUACAGUGACACCAUCAUCAGUCUUAAAAAGGCUUUUGGAGCAGAAGUCUGUAAAGUUGGAGCGUUCAAACUACAGUGCUGUUGUGCAUUUCUCACCGUCUGUGGACUCAUCCCAAAACCCAUCUGUACAACAGUUAACUCAUGUCCCCCCAACAACUCAGUCUUCACAGAGAAGUGAUGUAGAGAUUGCUAUGCCACCAUCGCUAACUAUACAGGUGAAUGUGAUGGAACUCAACCCUUUUGAACUUCAUGCAAUCUUACAGAGGUAUAAAAAUGUGUCUAUAAGUGACAACAUUAUGACGCUAAAAGGAACCUCUGAGGAGAUAAGCGUGUUUUUCCAGGUCCUCAGCAAUAUCAAUGGACAGGAAGGAAGAAGUUUCGGUAAUGCCACACACACUAACAUUCCCAUGCAGACAGAUAACAGUAACAACAAUGAUCUUAGAGUCCCUCUGUUCCAGUACUGGUAUCUGACACAGGCCUACAACAAAGAAAUGCACCUUAUUGAAAGUGAUAAUGAAGUGGAAAUAGAAGCUGCAGUCUUGGUGUCAAUCAAAAGUGCUUCAAAUCAGCCUGCCAGGGAUAAUAACUUAUCUAAAGCACAAAUGGACUUCCAGGCGUUGGUUCAAAAGACAGCUACCAACUUGGACUGCAUCUCCAUUCCGCACUCACACCUGGAAUCAGAUAUUGUAAAAGAGACAAUGAAACACAUCCAGACAGAUAAAGCUAGAAUGAUCCUGAGUAUGUCAGCUGAAGAUUGCAAGCUUUUAGCACCACAACAACAGGCAUCCAUGGUUGCAAGAAGGUUGGGAAUGGGCAGAAAAGAGGAUAGAUCAGAAUCAGAUUUUUCUAAGACAGCUGGGCACUUGAAAAUGGAUGUAAAGGACCCUCACCUGUCCUCUGGACUCUCAAUGAGCCAAAUCCAUUGGGAUCUGAUCAGUAUUUCUCAUCAAAAGGAGAUCCAGGAAAUCCAAAAUAAAUUUGGUGUGAUGUUCCAGAGUAGUGGGACCUCCUCAGAAACUGUGAAGGUUACAGCUCAAGCCAACUAUGAAGAUCUUAAAAUCCAUGCACUUAGAGCUCUUAUGCAUCUGUACCAGAAAGCUACCAUGGCAGCAAUCACUUGCAGAACCUUGAGCAACCUUGACUCUGAGACUACAGCCCAGAUAGGAAAGUUUGUUAAGUCUGGUCACCCCUUUGUUGGGAUAGAGGAGAAAAAUGGAUCUUAUAGGUUGGUUGGUCUGCCUGUGCACCUAGGUCCUGCUGUUACUGAAAUAGAGAAAAUACUUCCACGUCCUGUGUUUCAUGACAAAGAGAAACAAAUGAUUGGAUACAAUGGAGACUUCACACUCCAGGUACAUGGGGACAGACAGAACUCUGAACCUGAUUAUGGAAAUGGAGCUGAGGGAGGAGCAGUAGGAACAGGAGGAGCAGGGCAUGGAGAACCAACAAGCAGGAAUAAAUGGGGAAAAGGAAAAGAAUCAGAUGCAAGAAAAAAUCACGAUGCAGAAGAAGAGACAUGUCCUAUUUGCAUGGAUCAUUUUAAAAACAAAGAGAAGUUGAAAUGCGGCCAUGGAUUCUGCAGUGAGUGUCUGCAGCAGGCCAUGGAAAGCAUGGGUCCCAUCUGUCCUGUAUGUAAGAAGGUGUUUGGGAGAGUGGAAGGAAACCAGCCUGAUGGUACCAUGGAAACUUAUGCAUUACGUUCCAGUCUCCCUGGAUUUGAUCACUGUGGUACAAUUGUAAUUGAUUAUUUCAUACCAUAUGGCACACAGAAGAAAAACCAUCCAAAUCCUGGAAGGUGCUACCAGGGGACACAGAGACAGGCAUAUUUACCAGACAAUGAGGAGGGAAGACAUGUGCUCAGGUUGCUGAGAAGAGCAUUUGAUCAGAAACUUAUCUUUACUGUUGGGACCUCAAGGACCACUGGAGCAGAUGAUGCAGUGACAUGGAAUGACAUCCAUCAUAAGACCAGCUGUUCUGGAGGACCACAAAGUUUUGGCUACCCGGACCCGGACUACUUGAAGCGGGUGAAAGAGGAACUGAAGGCAAAGGGCAUUGAAUGAAGACGUA
Messenger RNA from Chanos chanos (milkfish), 2963 nucleotides. Its product is annotated as E3 ubiquitin-protein ligase DTX3L. The coding region runs from base 38 to 2956 and encodes 972 amino acids. The record is from RefSeq and is a predicted model, not a curated record. Gene Ontology annotation, biological process: protein ubiquitination; Notch signaling pathway. The transcript is spliced from 12 exons. Lineage: Eukaryota; Metazoa; Chordata; Actinopteri; Gonorynchiformes; Chanidae.